Solanum stenotomum is the source of this 855-nucleotide messenger RNA. RefSeq lists its product as uncharacterized. The coding region runs from base 1 to 855 and encodes 284 amino acids. NCBI's taxonomy places the organism in Eukaryota, Viridiplantae, Streptophyta, Magnoliopsida, Solanales, Solanaceae. The transcript is spliced from 2 exons. The record is from RefSeq and is a predicted model, not a curated record.
AUGACAACACUAAGAGCUAGUGGUCGAGAAUAUACUUGGACAAAUGGCCAUACAUAUAGAACUAUUGACUGGGGACUGGUGAAUGCUAGGUGGAUGAUGACAAUGGCCUUACAUGAGCUCUUCAUUAUGGACCCCGAAUGCUCUGAUCAUUCCCCUCUGAGUUUAUAUCUAGCACAAGAUGAAGAUACAAGACCGAGGCCUUUCAAGUUCCUCAAUCAUGUGGCUGGCCAUGAGAAAUUUCCUAAAAUUAUUGAAGAAAUGUGGUCCAAGAGGAGGGGAAGGUGUAGAAUGGCAGACAUUUGGAGAAACCUUAAACAUAUUAAGAAAGCUAUGAAACAUUUGAAUGCAACUGAAUUUGGAGCAGUGGAAGAGAGAAUUAAUAGUUGUAGACAUCAACUUGCUAUGGCUCAGGAGGAUAUGAGAGCACCAGGACAACCAAUGGAGAAGAUAGAAGCUGAAAAACAAAUAAAAUUGCAACUUGAGAAAUGGUUAAAUGUGGAGGAAAGUAUCAUGAGACAAAAAUCAAAGGUGCAGUGGCUUAAAUUAGGAGAUGCGACCACAACAUUUUUCCAUGCAAACUUGAAGCAAAGUUAUGGGGUGUUACAACCUGUGUCUGAAGAGGAGGUGGUGGAUGCUUUGAAGAGGAUAAAUGAUCUGAAAGCUCCGAGGUGUGAUGGAUUCAAUGCACUAUUUUUCAAAAAGGCAUGGCCUAUGAUUGGAGAAGACAUAAUAGAAGUUGUUCAAGAAUUCUUCCAAACAGGAGUCAUAUACAAGGCAAUCAACUGCACUACUGUCACUUUAAUUCCUAAAAUCCCAAAUCCUGAUAGGAUCACUCAGUAUAGGCCAAUAUCAUGA